AUGACCAUAUCCCCUGGGACGUAUAUUAUUUGCGAUACUGAUUCAGAUAAGGUCAUUGAUUACUAUAGUGGCUCUAGCCGAAUCGGAACGUGGGAUUGCCAUUAUGGAGAGAAUCAAAGAAUAAAGCCAUAUCCCGGAACCUCUGGGUAUGCCAUCCAAAAUGCUAUGACGAGCAAGUAUAUUCCGACCAAAACAGAUGGGUCGUAUAUGAAUGGCGUUGGCGAGGACAACUGCGGCAUAUUUACCUUGGAGCGUCAGUUCAAGGGAUUUUAUCUAAUAAAACUGAUGGGUACAAGCACACACCUAAAUCACCCGUAUACAGAACUGGAUGGCCCCUAUUUCCCAGUAGGAUUUACGGACAAGGCAGUCCCCCUAGGUUGUUUCUGGGAGCUCGAUAAAAUUAGUGAUGAUGUCGGCAGUAUCCUUAAACCAAGACGCAACAUUUCUGCACAUGUACUCUCACCAUCUCAACCGACUACCCCCCCUUCACAGGGCCUAGGGCCAUAUAUAGAUGAAGCGCACUUAUAUACCGAUAUGUUGUUUAACAUGCCUAGACAACCUUUCACUCGAGUCCAGCGGAUUGCGGCACUUGAUUGGGCACGAAAACUGGGAGCAAUCAACGUUCCGACGAUUGAAUCUUUUGACGAGUGCGAGAGGCGAUUGGAAGCUGCGUUGGGGAGCAAUAAUAAUUUAGGUCGGCAUCGAGCGACUAGUGCACCCUUCCCACUACCGGACCCGCUACCAGAUUUCUCUCUCGAGAAUGCUCGCACUAGAGAUUAUAUUUAUGUAAACAAGACUUUGCGAUACCCAUACUAUCAGACUAUGGCGCAUCAGCCUUUAUCACCCAACAAUUGGAUUGAGCUUUCAGCUUCGUAUGAGUGGUACCUUGCUGAAAAGAAGCGCGUUAUUGAGGAGCAAGGCAAAAAGGUUAUCGACUCUUUGCCAGAAAAUGACGCUGCUUGUGGAGAACUCCUAGAGUUGGUGGUGGAGUUUAUGACUACACGAUAUCCUACACUUUUUGAUCGUUUAACUGAGACUAUGCAAGAUGGGAAGGAACUCGAUGGGGUGUAUAGUCAUGUUACGAAGGAGCGCUACCAAUGGGUUAAAAGUUGCCCUCCUGAGGGUGUGGAAGGGCUGAAAAUCAUUAGCCGGCUCACUGAGAAUGACUUCUCUAUGGCUCGUGAGCGUGAAGAUGGACACAUAUACUUUGUUGGAGGUCUAGUUGCAUUCCCCGGGUCAUAUCUUUUGUCGGAAAAAAUCGGUAAAUCUAUGCACGAUGUCCAUGUACCAGUACCCCAUUUCAAUCAAAAGCUCCUCGUAUCCGUAGAAAGGGCACUAAAGCGUAUGGACCCAAGCGCUCCGUUUGAGCGAUCAAGUUGGGAGAUCGUGGAUGAUAAUAAUUUGUUCACUCAUAAUAUCGCCCAACUUCCGGAAGGCGGAAAGUGUACUGUUGACCCAGGAGAUAUGUACCUGCGUGUUGAUCGACAGGUGCUCCGGAAGCUCCCUCGCUCGGGGGUUAUAGCAUUCACGGCUCAUCCCAUCAUCAAAAGAAUGCGUGACAUCAAACAAGAUAGUCCGCUUGUUCCCGCCCUACUUGCCAAAAUUCUUGAAGAAUCACCCAAGGAUCUCACAGACUACAAGAAUGCACCAAUAUAUUACGCAGAGCUUAAGCCCUGGCUUGAAGAAGCUACAAAAGACCAGAUCUCAAGAGGUUUGAUAAAAGGGGACGAAAAACCCCAGGACUUCAGACAUAUUCCCCGUCCAGUAGACAUACUUGUCCCACCUGUGGCAGUUCCCUGA
Rhizoctonia solani is the source of this 1800-nucleotide messenger RNA. RefSeq lists its product as uncharacterized. The record is from RefSeq and is a predicted model, not a curated record. Lineage: Eukaryota; Fungi; Basidiomycota; Agaricomycetes; Cantharellales; Ceratobasidiaceae. The transcript has 12 exons. Bases 1 to 1800 code for a protein of 599 amino acids.